AGCUCUCCUGUGCACCAUACACAUCUUUCUGCUCCCCACAGCACUUGUCCAGACCCCUCUCAAAUUCUUACCAUGGCCCUGUGGAUUCAGUGUCUCCCCCUGGCAAUUCUCCUGAGCCUGUUUACACCUAGCACCAGCGCCAUAGCCAACCAGCACUUGUGUGGGUCUCACCUGGUAGAAGCACUGUACAUGGUGUGUGGGCAGAGAGGCUUCUUCUAUUAUCCCAAGAUCAGACGGGACAUCGAGCAAGCCCAGGGGUCCCUGGGCAGCGAGAUGGACGGCAUGAAGCUGCAGGAAUAUCAGUUUGAGAAGAGAGGCAUCGUAGAGCAAUGCUGUCACAGCACCUGCUCCCUGUACGAGCUGGAGAGCUACUGCAACUGAUAACCGGACGAACCGCCAGGGCACUUUCAUAUCGCACCCCAUACCCAGCUACAUCAGGCAAAAAUCAUGACGCAGAACACCAUGGGCACACGCAGAAACACGCAUACUGCAUACAAAUACAUAUAUUUGGCUAUCCCAUGCAGAUAUGAAAUCACGCAAUGCUAGAAAUAAUAUUUUGUUAAGAAAUACCAUGGGAUAGGUAAAUAUUAGAAAUUAGCAUGUCCGUCGUUAUGUUUUGCAUUUAUUCGUAUUUUUUUUUUUGCGGUUUUAUUUGCAUCACAAAAAUCUGGACUUUUCUUAUUAGAAUGUCGCUGUGUUCUUUUUUUUUGGUUUUAUAGUAAAGGUAGAAUUGCUAGCGCAGAAGUACAGGUGGCCGGUUCUAACAGAAGUUGGCUGUUAUUUCUUUUUUUACAGUGGGUUCAUACGAGGGUAUCGAGUCAGUACUUCUGAGACUAAUAAUAAAAAAUGAGACAGGGCGUUAGUGAAAAAGCGCAGAGAAACAAAGGCGGAUGGAGGAGAAUUUAAGUGUCCCUGUGCACUUCCGAAAAUUAAUGGGGGUGAAAUGUCCAUAAUGUUACACAAAGCUUUCUUUCACAAUGUAAGUGUCCUGUAACCGAUUCACGCUCUCUCUCAGUCUGAAUGCAAAUAAAGUUAUGCUACAAAGAAAAAGACCAAA
Molecule: messenger RNA, 1057 nt
Organism: Spea bombifrons (plains spadefoot toad)
Lineage: Eukaryota; Metazoa; Chordata; Amphibia; Anura; Pelobatidae
Gene: INS
Product: insulin
Exons: 3
Coding region: 73-381 (102 amino acids)
Cellular component (GO): extracellular region
Molecular function (GO): hormone activity
Source: RefSeq, a predicted model, not a curated record